AUGGCUGCAGGAAAUCAUUCCACAGUAAUGGAAUUCAUCCUCGCUGGACUUACAGACAAACCAGAACUCCAAAUGCCUCUUUUGUUCUUCUUUCUAGGAAUUUAUGUGGUCACAGUGAUGGGGAACCUGGGCAUGAUCACACUGAUUGGGAUCAGUUCUCACCUGCAUACCCCCAUGUACUAUUUCCUUAGCAGUUUGUCUUUCAUUGAUCUCUGCCAUUCCACUGUCAUCACCCCCAAAAUGCUGGUGAACUUUGUGACAGAGAAGAACACCAUCUCCUACCCUGAAUGCAUGAUUCAGCUGUAUUUCUUCCUCAUUUUUGCUAUUGCAGAGUGUCACAUGCUGGCUGCAAUGGCAUAUGACCGCUAUGUUGCCAUCUGUAGCCCCUUGCUUUAUAAGGUCAUUAUGUCCCCUCAGGCCUGUUUCUAUCUGAUUUGCAGUGUAUAUAUUAUAGGCCUGGUUUGUGCAUCAGCUCAUAUGGGCUGCAUAUUUAAAGUUCAUUUCUGCAAAUUUGAUGUGAUCAACCAUUAUUUCUGUGAUCUUAUUUCCCUCUUAAGCCUCUCAUGCUCUAGUACCUAUGUCAAUGAAUUACUGAUUCUAAUCUUUAGUGCAUUUAACAUUCUUGUUCCUAGUCUGACCAUCUUUGGCUCUUAUGUCUUCAUCUUAAAAAGCAUCCUCCGCAUUUGCUCCACUGGGGGCAGAUCCAAAGCCUUCAGUACUUGCAGCUCCCAUGUAUCAGCUGUUACAAUCUUCUAUGGUUCUGCAGCAUUCAUGUACCUGCAGCCAUCAUCAGCCAGCUCCAUGGACCAAGGGAAAGUGUCCUCUGUGUUUUACACCAUUGUGGUGCCUAUGCUGAACCCCUUGAUCUACUGCCUGAGAAAUAAGGAUGUCAACAUUGCCCUGAAGAAAAUUCUAGAGAAAAUAAUAUUGUUGUGA
This is a messenger RNA of Orycteropus afer afer, 936 nucleotides long. Its product is annotated as olfactory receptor 8G1-like. The record is from RefSeq and is a predicted model, not a curated record. Gene Ontology annotation, biological process: G protein-coupled receptor signaling pathway; sensory perception of smell. Lineage: Eukaryota; Metazoa; Chordata; Mammalia; Tubulidentata; Orycteropodidae. Gene Ontology annotation, molecular function: olfactory receptor activity; odorant binding; G protein-coupled receptor activity. Gene Ontology annotation, cellular component: membrane.